UUCCCGUCAGACAGUAAAGAUGGCGGUUGAACAGCAUUGAAUAUUUUCUGUAAUAAGCCAUUAAAACGCGGGUAUUUUCCGACGUUUCUAUGGGGCGAAGACGCCGAGCCCUUACUUAAUAAUUACAUCGCGCGAAAUGGUGUAGAAUACGUGUAAAAUUUGUUCCAGUUUGAAGUAAUUGCGAGUCGGUAGUUUUUAUUUUUUUCGGUGUCCAUCGGUGGCGCUUACCUUGUUAUUUUAAAAUGGCUCCAGUGCAGAUUGGAUCAGAUGGGCAAUUGGUCCCUAUCGGGGGUCCCACCUCGGCCACCCAACCGCCUUCAUCCGGACCUUCGGCGACCCAAGGGGUCCGGCUGAGCCUGCUGAUUGAGUUUCUUCUGCAGAGGACCUACCAUGAAAUCACCCUGUUGGGUGAACUUCUACCCAGAAAAACAGACAUGGAACGAAAAAUCGAGAUUGUCCAGUUUUCUAGUCGGACCAGGCAGCUGUUUGUGCGUCUCCUUGCCCUGGUGAAAUGGGCCAGCAAUGCUGGGAAGGUGGAGAAGUGUGCGAUGAUCUCCAGCUUCCUGGACCAGCAGGCCUUCCUGUUUGUGGACACGGCUGAUAGGCUGGCAUCACUGGCGAGGGAUGCCCUGGUGCACGCCCGCCUGCCCAGCUUUGCCAUCCCGUUUGCCAUCGAUGUGCUCACCACUGGGUCAUACCCGCGCCUGCCCACCUGCAUAAGGGAUAAGAUCAUUCCUCCAGACCCCAUCACUAAAGUGGAGAAACAGACAACCCUGAACCAGCUCAAUCAGAUCCUGCGACAUCGUCUUGUCACAACAGACCUACCACCUCAGCUAGCCAACCUCACCGUGGUUAACGGGCGUGUGAAGUUCCGCGUGGAGGGGGAGUUUGAGGCCACUCUGACAGUGAUGGGGGAUGACCCAGAUAUUCCCUGGAGACUGUUGAAGCUGGAGAUACUGGUGGAAGACAAGGAGACUGGAGACUGCAGAGCUCUUGUCCACAGUAUGCAGGUGAACUUCAUCCAUGAGCUGGUGCAGUCGCGCCUGUUUGCAGACGAGAAACCACUGCAGGACAUGUACAGCUGCCUGCACUCUUUCUGCCUGUCUCUGCAGCUGGAGGUGCUCCACUCCCAGACCCUCAUGCUGUACCGAGAGCGCUGGGGAGACCUGGUGCAGGUGGAACGCUACAUGCCUGCCAAGUGCCUCACACUGGCCGUCUGGAACCAACAGGUCCUGGGCAGAAAGACGGGCACUGCGUCGGUCCACAAAGUCACCAUCAAGAUUGAUGAAUCAGACGGCUCCAAGCCUCUGCAGAUCUCCCAUGAUCCCCCGCUCCCCGCCUGUGACUCCAGACUGAUGGAGAGAGCCAUGAAGAUUGACCACUUGUCAGUGGAGAAGCUUUUGAUUGACAGCGUGCACGCCCGCUCUCAUCAGAAGCUGCAGGAGCUGAAAGCCAUCCUGAAGAGCAGCAACCCCAGCGACAGCUCGUUCAUAGAGACCGCUCUGCCCACCCUGGUCAUACCUAUCCUGGAGCCCUGCGGACGCUCUGAGUGCCUGCAUAUCUUCGUAGACCUGCACUCUGGGAUGUUCCAGCCCAUGCUGUAUGGGAUCGAUCAAUCCAUGCUGGACGACAUCGAGAAGACCAUCAACGACGACAUGAAGCGCAUCAUAUCCUGGCUACAGCAGCUCAAGUUUUGGUUAGGAGAGCAGAGGUGUAGACAGUCUGUGAAACACCUCCCAACUAUCUGCACAGACUUACUACACCUCUCCAACUCCGCUUCGCACCCUGCUGGCAGCCUGUCAAAACACAGGCUCUUCAUCCAGCUGACCCGCCUACCACAGUAUUACAUUGUGGUGGAGAUGCUGGACGUGCCUGGCUGUCCCACAGAGCUGCAGUACAAGUACUCCUUCCUGUCUGUGUCUCAGUUGGAAGGUGAGGAGGGACCUCCAUGCGCCCAGCUCCUGCAGCACUUCAAGCCCAACCUGGAGCAGCUCGUCCUGGACAAUUCCGCUGGCCGAGGGGCCCGCCCUGGAGCUAAGAGAAAAUUAUCAGGAGACCAGGGAGCUCUGGAGCCCAAGAAGCCCAAGCGCUCGGGGGAGAUGUCUGCCUUUAACAAGGAGCUGGCUCACCUAGUGGCCAUGUGUGACACCAACAUGCCCUUCAUAGGCCUCAGAGUGGAGCUGUCUCAGAUGGAGAUUCCCCACCAGGGUGUGCAGGUGGAGGGAGAUGGCUGCAGCCACGCCAUCCGCAUCCUCAAGAUCCCACCCAGUAAGGGUGUAGGGGAGGAGACGAGGCUGGCUUUGGAGCACUCUCUACUGGACUGCACCUUCCGUCUGCAGGGCCGGAACAACCGCACAUGGGUGGCAGAACUGGUUCUGGCCAACUGCCCACUCAACAGCACACACAGCAAAGAGCAAGCCUCUACGCGCCAUGUGUAUCUGACCUAUGAGAACCCUCUGUCUGAGCCUGUGGGAGGGAGGAAGGUGGUGGAGAUGUUCCUCAACGACUGGAGCGCCAUCAACCAGCUCUACCAGUGUGUCCUGGUGUUCUCACGAUCACUACCAGAGAUGCCUUCCUACCUGAGUCUGUUCAGUGAGAUCCGGCUGUAUAACUACCGCAAACUGGUUCUGUGUUACGGCAGCACCAAGGGCAGCUCAGUGACCAUCCAGUGGAACAGUAGCAGCCAGAGGUUCCAUCUCUCUUUAGGGACAGUAGGCCCUAACUCGGGCUGUAGUAACUGUCACAACAUUAUACUGCAUCAACUACAGGAGAUGUUCAACAAGACCCCUACUGUGGUCCAGCUACUACAGGUGCUGUCAGACACCCAGGCCCCUCUGAAUGCCAUCAACAAGCUGCCCACGGUGCCCAUGCUGGGGCUGACCCAGCGCACCAACACGGCCUACCAGUGUUUCUCCAUCCUGCCCCAGUCACCCACACACAUCCGCCUGGCCUUCCGCAACAUGUACUGCAUCGACAUCUACUGCCGCAGCCGUGGGGUGGUGGCCAUACGAGAUGGAGCCUACAGCCUCUUCGACAACACCAAGAUCGUGGAAGGCUUCUACCCCGCCCCGGGGCUCAAGACGUUCCUCAACAUGUUUGUUGACAGUAACCAGGACGCUCGGCGACGCUCCGUCAAUGAAGACGACAACCCGCCCUCGCCGGUGGGAGGCGACAUGAUGGACACCUUUAUGAACCAAUUACAGGCCCAGCAGCAGCAACAGCCAAUGAGAGGGGGUCCUGGGGGGGUGUACCCUCCCCUCACCUCCCCUCCCACCUCUUACCAUCCCAACGUGCCUACACAGUCCCCAGGUGCUCUGGACCCCAGCUCCCCCUAUGCUAGGGUGUCUCCCAGCCAGAGGGGCCAGUGGCCAGGCUCUCCCCAAGUCUCAGGGCCCUCUCCUGGGGCUCGCAUCCACGGCAUGUCCCCUGGAAACCCCUCACUCCACUCACCCACCCCCGACGCCUCACACUCCCCGCGCGCUGGCUCUAGUUCCGGGGCAAUGCCCAGCAGUAUGCCCCCGCCCCGUAAGCUACCACAGCGCUCCUGGGCUGCCUCCAUCCCCACCAUCCUCACCCACAAUGCCUUGCACGUGCUGCUGCUGCCCUCGCCCACCCCCUGCCUGGUUCCGGGCCUGGCAGGAAGUUACCUCUGCUCUCCGCUGGAGCGCUUCCUGGGCUCGGUCAUCAUGAGACGCCACCUGCAGAGGAUCAUCCAGCUAGAGCCCAACCUGUCUAUUGUGAACUCAAACGAGCCGGGUGUGAUCAUGUUCAAGACGGAGGUGUUGAAGUGUCGCGUGGCGCUUAACCCAAAGACCUACCAGACCCUGCAGCUCAAAGUAACCCCCGAGAACACUGGGCCCUGGUCACAGGAGGAGAUACAGGUCCUGGAGAAGUUCUUUGAGACUCGGGUGGCUGGCCCACCAUUCAAGUACAACACGCUGAAUGCCUUCACCAAGCUGCUGGGGGCCCCUACCAACAUCCUCAGGGACUGUGUCCGCAUCAUGAAGCUUGAACUGUUCCCUGACCAGGCCACCCAGUUAAAGUGGAAUGUCCAGUUCUGUCUGACCAUCCCCCCAGCCCCUCCCAUUGCACCCCCAGGAACCAUCGCUGUGGUGCUCAAGUCCAAAAUGCUCUUCUUCCUCCAGCUGACCCAGAGGCUGACGCUGCCCCAGGAGCCGGUCAACAUCAUUGUUCCCAUCGUAUACGACAUGGCCACAGGCCUGACCCAGCAGGCUGACAUCCCCAGACAACACUCCUCCUCUGGGGCAGCAGCACUUAUGGUCUCCAACAUCCUCAAGAGGUUCAGCGAGCUGCACCCAGCACGACAGGGUGAGUGCACUAUCUUUGCCUCAGUUCACGAGCUCAUGGCCAACCUCAACCUGCCCCCUGGUGGUCGCCAGUAGCAACCGCACCUCCCUAGCCGGAAACGGAAACGGAACCAGAACCGGAACACGACUCAAUACGGUUCCAUUCUGGAACAGGGAAAGGUUCCUUUCUGGAGUCUCAUGAACAGGAGAUGACGUGUGCCCACUGGAUUUCCUAAUGCAACAUAUCUCCUCUCUGCCUCAGCCAACUGACCUAAAACUGAUGUACAGUUAGUUAUUUUGUCAAAAAAGGGAGCAGAAUUAUGCAGAACCAUCAGUUUUUAUUCUUGAUAAAGAACACAUUAAUGACCCAAAUAAAGGAACAACUGCAGGUGUGAGUGUAUCUUGAAAGAGAGACAAGUAUUCAUUGUAAGAAGAACUUCAAAAAUAUUUUUAUUUUUUCCUCCAGAUGCACUUCUUAUCAAAGGAUUCACAAAUUCAGAAUAUAGGUGUUUACCUAAAGAUGCACAUUGUUGUAUAUUUCAGCAUUGAAAAGGAUAAUAAGCCAGUUGGAUGAGUAGGACUUUUGCUAGAGCGUGAAUUCACAUUCGUUCUUUUUUUAUAACGCAAGAUAUCAAUACUGUUGUGGUACUGGGGCUGUAUUCUAUCUUAGUACACUAUUUAAAUGUCUUAUUCCCUUGAUGUCAAACCUAGUCCCUUCCUAGUUCAAACGGGUCACUUUGAACACUGUAAAACUGUGACAAACUUUAUAAGCCAGCUGUAUUGUAUUAUGACUGCUUUUGAGUCCUGAAUGAAGAUCCAGUCUGUCUUUGAUUACUAUUUAAUAAACCAAUUUAAAAAAUGA
Coregonus clupeaformis (lake whitefish) is the source of this 5169-nucleotide messenger RNA. RefSeq names its product mediator of RNA polymerase II transcription subunit 14-like. The record is from RefSeq and is a predicted model, not a curated record. Gene Ontology annotation, molecular function: transcription coregulator activity. Gene Ontology annotation, cellular component: mediator complex; core mediator complex. Gene Ontology annotation, biological process: regulation of transcription by RNA polymerase II. NCBI's taxonomy places the organism in Eukaryota, Metazoa, Chordata, Actinopteri, Salmoniformes, Salmonidae.